GGGAAAAGCGAUGGUCAGCACCAUUUAAUGUUAUUUAGAUUUCUAAGAAGUUUAAUCUUUUUUAGUUUUCUAAUUAGUAUUUAAGGCAUCUUAUUAAGAUUAAACCCAGAACGCUAAGCAUAAUUUUAAUCUUUAAAACGUAAAGAAGCCGCUAGAAGUACUAGAAAUAAGUGAAUAAACACACAUCUUUCUCGCGAACGAGUUCGUAGCGGGAAAACCGGCCCCAUAUAACCAGAAACACAUACACAACAAGGCAGCGACGUGUAUCAUCACCACCAUCCUCAUCCGCACCGGGGCGCACGGAAUCGCAACAGUGAAGGUAGCACUACCAGUAGCGGCACCGGGGCCAGGAAAAUGCAUCCAUCGAAGAAGAUGAUGCCGGCGGAACUUGAUGAUCAUGAGAAGGGCAAGCUGUUCGUCGGUGGGCUGUCGUGGGAGACGAGCCACGAGAACCUGCAGCGCUAUUUCAGCCGGUACGGCGAGGUCAUCGAUUGUGUGGUGAUGAAGAACAACGAGACGGGACGUUCGCGCGGCUUCGGCUUUGUGACGUUCGCCGAUCCGGAGAAUGUGGAGCGGGCGCUCGAGAACGGACCGCAUACGCUGGACGGUCGUACGAUCGAUCCGAAACCGUGCAAUCCGCGCUCGCAGCAUAAGCCGAAGCGGACCGGCGGUUACCCGAAGGUGUUCCUGGGUGGAUUGCCGCCCAACAUCACCGAGACGGAUCUGCGCUCGUUCUUCUGCCGCUAUGGUAGCGUGAUGGAGGUGGUGAUCAUGUACGAUCAGGAGAAGAAGAAAUCGCGCGGCUUCGGGUUCCUGUCGUUCGAGAGCGAGAGUGCGGUCGAGCGGGCCACCGCUGACCACUUUGUGCACAUCAGCGGCAAGCAGGUGGAGGUGAAGAAGGCAGAACCGCGCGAUGGCAACCAAAAUAAUAGCAACAGCAUGAACGCUGACUCGUACCAGUGGGGUUCACCGCAGGCACCGCCGAUGGGCAACGGGCAGAUGGGCGGACCGCCGAUUAACAUGCAGUCGAACAUGAUCCAGGGCUACCAGAGCUGGGGCUCGUCGCAACCGCAGCAAGGUUACGCUGGGUAUGGUGCUGGUGCAGCUGGCGCAGCCAACGCGUACCAAAACUGGGGCGCACCGCCACCGCCGCAGCAGUGGGGCAACUCAUAUGCAACGCCGCAGCAAACCCAGGGCUACGGUGCGUACGACAUGUACAACAACUCGGGCGCCGGAAGUGCCGGCGGGUAUGGUUCGGGCAACUGGAACUCAUGGAACAUGCCACCGAACACGGCCGGUUCGGCUACCGGUUCGACCGCGGACAUGUAUUCGCGUCCACAGUCGGGACCGACGGCCGGUCCAGGAGCUUCGGCGGGACCUAAUAGCGGUGGGCCGUCGAAACCGGGCUCGGAGUACGGUGGCGGUUCCGCCGCGUAUGGUGGUGGUGCCGCAGCUGCUGCUGCCGCUGCGACCGGCUACAACUACUACCAGAAUGAUCAGAACACGUACAACAACCGGCCACGUUCGGUGUACGGUGCCGGCAGUGAUGCCACUUCGCAGCCACCCUACCAGGCGUUCUAAGUUGGAUCGGCUGUUCGAUGUUUUCUCUGAUGCUGUGGGUGUUAGUUCGGUGAGGCAACAGCAUCAGAAAUCGAUUGUCGCUAGCGUUCGGUAGCUGCAGCUUGAUGAUGAUGAAAUUGGAAUACAUUUUGAGACACAGUUUUAUGAUUCGAAGCGAAUGGAAAUAUUAGCAGUUACGUAUAGAAAAGAAGCGAUAGCAGGAACAACAACAACACAACAAAAGUACACAUACAUACACAGGCGCGCAUUAUCUAUCAGUGCGAUGCACAGUCGAUCCCCGGAGUUUCGGAAUUCCAUCGGAAUAUAGCAAAAGUAAGAAAUUUAAAGGUAGAGAAGUUGACGAUGAAGAUGGAAUUUUGAUGGUUUGUUUUAUAAACUACUGUUGCAUUCAAAGCUCACAUACACACAUACACACACAACCAACAAAAGGUCUACCAUCAGCACCACAAUACAGAAAGCGAGCAUCGUAUUCAUUCAAUUAUAGCGAAGCAAAACAAGAAAAAAAAAUCGGGAAGCUACUAAGAACGCGAAGAAGAUGGAGUAAAAUACAAACUCUAUAUUAUAAAUAAUUAUAUAUACAUAUAACAAACUGAACGGUAAACAGCAUAUAUAAACAAGAUGAGGGAUUCUAAUAAGUUGAAACUAAACAAGAAAAAGGAAAACACACAGAUGCUUAGCAAAGAUUAUAAGAGUAACACUAGUACUAUACAGAAACAAACACAUCCAUAUAUACAUAUAAAUGUUCACUAUCCUCCCCAUUAAAAAGAUACCGUGAAGGAAGGAUAAUUAGGAAUGGGAUGAAGCGAAGCUAUGCAGAAACAGAGAGAAAGAGAGAAUUACUAACUAUAAUUUUUGCCGACUUUCGAAUGGAUGAGGAAGCAAACAAAACACAAAUUCCUGUUUAAGUAGUUUACAAGAACGAAAGAGGUAAGGAGAGAGCGAAAGCGUGGAUGAGAGAAGAGUGGUAAAACUUUAAACACAAAAAAAAUAUAUACACACGACGUAUUAGCAGGUAGGGACGAAGUAAUGGGAAAGGCAAACACACAAGGCUAGAUAGAGUAAUGUUUUUUUUUGUGGUGAUGUGUGAAAUAUACUUUAAAAACUUUCGAAUGCUAAACAUGGAAACACACACACAUACAACUUACCGUGAUUGAAUUAGGGGUUGAAAAUCUUUUGUUGCAUUGUAGCCUGUUUCCUGUUCUGGAGGAAAUAGUAACGGAAUGUAUUAAAAUAACUAGUUCUUCUUUUAUUGUUUUAAUUUAGAUCGAGGAUUAGAAAGACGCGGGGCUUUGCGGUAAAAACUCGAUCGUUUGAUGAGUUCUUCCACACUCGCGACAGAAGAAAGGCACAUAAGUUAGUUGGAACUUUUUUUUAAAAUAGUUAUCUUGCAAACCGUCACCGACGAGCGUCAAUCCGUAAUUGAGUGUGAAAAUUUGUUAUUGGAUUUAGUUGUGUUGCUUUUUUUAAAUUGAAAUACUACCACUAAUCAAAGAACGAGCUAGGGCAAAGAUGAGUAAGUGAAGCGUUGUGUGUGUAUAGAACAGUUUUUUUUUUAUGGCAUUGUGGGCCGAGAUGUAGAACAAGUGUAUCCAUUUUCAAUACGCCACAUUCGAUUUAUGUCGAUACAAAGCAUUGCAAAACAUACAAACAAAACAAAACAGCACGUUUUAAAGAGAGAAGAGCAAAAACUGAAUCAUUUGAAGAAGGGGAUGGAUGAUGAAAGCUUGUUGGAAGAAGUGUAAUUGCAAAAACAACUAUGUUAGCAUCUUGUGUUUUAUGGUGAAAAAGGCGAAUGAAAUUGUACGUGAAAUGUU
Anopheles moucheti is the source of this 3395-nucleotide messenger RNA. It is a transcript of the gene Hrb27C, whose product is annotated as heterogeneous nuclear ribonucleoprotein 27C. Gene Ontology annotation, molecular function: RNA binding. NCBI's taxonomy places the organism in Eukaryota, Metazoa, Arthropoda, Insecta, Diptera, Culicidae. The record is from RefSeq and is a predicted model, not a curated record. The transcript is spliced from 3 exons. Bases 355 to 1581 code for a protein of 408 amino acids.